AUGGCGGACGUGGUCGUGGGCAAGGAUAAGUGCGGGGAGCAGCGGUUGGUGUCGCUGCCCCUGUCCCGCAUCCGGGUCAUCAUGAAGAGCUCCCCCGAAGUGUCCAGCAUCAACCAGGAGGCGCUGGUGCUCACCGCCAAAGCCACGGAACUCUUUGUUCAAUAUCUCGCCACGUAUUCCUAUAGACAUGGCAGUGGAAAAGAAAAGAAAGCACUCACCUAUAGUGACUUAUCAAAUACUGCAGAGGAGUCGGAAACUUUUCAGUUCCUUGCAGAUAUAUUACCAAAGAAGAUUUUAGCUAGUAAAUAUCUGAAAAUGCUUAAAGAGAAGAGAGAAGAGGAGGAGAACAACAAGGAUGAGAGCGAAGACGAUGAAGCGGAAUCCUGA
Molecule: messenger RNA, 387 nt
Organism: Rangifer tarandus platyrhynchus (Svalbard reindeer)
Lineage: Eukaryota; Metazoa; Chordata; Mammalia; Artiodactyla; Cervidae
Source: the annotation of a GenBank genome assembly